Messenger RNA from Anolis carolinensis (green anole), 2192 nucleotides. RefSeq lists its product as uncharacterized. Lineage: Eukaryota; Metazoa; Chordata; Lepidosauria; Squamata; Anolidae. The record is from RefSeq and is a predicted model, not a curated record. Bases 103 to 2034 code for a protein of 643 amino acids. The transcript is spliced from 2 exons.
AACUAGCCAAAGAAAGGGGGGGGGAUUUCCUGCUGCUCCUAAAGAGGAAGAGUUGCACAAUUUGUGGAGGAAGCGGGGGACGUUGCACAAGGAGGCCAAGACAUGCUCCUUCCUUUCCUUCCGCCAGGGCUUUUGUCUUCAAGGGGGAGGCCUUGCAAAUCCCCCCCUCCUUCCUUCCUUCUUUUUCAUUUCUGCCUUCUUUCUUCGUUUUCUUUUUCCUUCCUUCUCUUCCUUUCCCUCCUUGCUCUCUUCUCCCCUUCACUCCUUUAUUCCCUUGUUCCUUUUCUUCUUCCCCUCUUUUUUCUUCUAUUCUCUCCUUCCUUCCCUUUUUUCUUUCCUUCCUUUUUUCCCUUGUUCCUUUCCCCUUCCUUUCUUUUCCUCUUUCUUUUUUCCCUUUCCUUCCUUCUCCUUCACUCCUCCUUUCCUUCCCUCCCUUGUUCUUUCUCACUUCUUUUCUUUCCUCCUUCCUUCCUUUUUCCCUUUCCCUCUCUUCUUUCCAUCCCCUUCACAGUCCUCCGUUCCUUCCCUCUUCCUUUCUUUUCCUCUUUCCCUCCCUUCUGGUCUUCUGUCCUUCCUUCCCUUUUUUCUGUCCUUCCUCUUCCCCUUCCCAUUCACUCCUUCCUUCUUUCCUUCCCUCCCUUGUUGCUUUUGCCUUCCUUUUCCUGUUUUUCUUCCCUCCUGUCCCUUGUUCCUUUCCCCUUCCUUCCUUCACUCCUUCUUUCCUUCCCUCCCUUGUUCCUUUCCCCUUCCUUUAUUUUCACCUUUCCCUCUUUUUUCUUUCUCCUUUUCCUUCCUUCCCCUUCACUCCUUCUUUGCUUCCCUCCCUUGUUCCUUUCCCCUUCCUUUAUUUUCAUAUUUCCCUCUUUCUUCUUUCUCCCUUUCCUUCCUUCCCCUUCACUCCUUCUUUGCUUCCCUCCCUUGUUCCUUUCCCCUUCCUUUAUUUUCAUCUUUCCCUCUUUUUUCUUUCUCCUUUUCCUUCCUUCCUUCACUCCUUCUUUCCUUCCCUCCCUUGUUCCUUUCCCCUUGCUUUAUUUUCAUCUUUCCCUCUUUUUUCUUUCUCCUUUUCCUUCCUUCCUUCACUCCUUCUUUUCUUCCCUCCCUUGUUCCUUUCCCCUUGCUUUAUUUUCAUCUUUCCCCUUUUUCUUUCUCCUUUUCCUUCCUUCCCCUCCACUCCUUCUUUCCUUCCCUCCCUUGUUCCUUUCCCCUUCCUUUAUUUUCAUCUUUCCCUCUUUUUUCUUUCUCCUUUUCCUUCCUUCCUUCACUCCUUCUUUCCUUCCCUCCCUUGUUCCUUUCCCCUUCCUUUAUUUUCAUCUUUCCCCUUUUUCUUUCUCCUUUUCCUUCCUUCCUUCACUCCUUCUUUCCUUCCCUCCCUUGUUCCUUUCCCCUUCCUUUAUUUUCAUCUUUCCCUCUUUUUUCUUUCUCCUUUUCCUUCCCUCCUUCACUCCUUCUUUGCUUCCCUCCCUUGUUCCUUUCCCCUUGCUUUAUUUUCAUCUUUCCCUUUUUUCUUUCUCCUUUUCCUUCCUUCCCCUUCACUCCUUCUUUGCUUCCCUCCCUUGUUCCUUUCCCCUUCCUUUAUUUUCAUAUUUCCCUCUUUCUUCUUUCUCCUUUUCUCCCUUUCCUUCCUUCCUUCACUCCUCCUUUCCUUCCCUCCCUUGUUCCUUUUCCCUUCUUUUCCCUCCUUCACUUCUCUAUCUUUCUUCUCCUCCUUCCCUUUUCUCCUUUACUUCCUUCCUUUUCUCCUCUCCUUCCCCUUUCCCUCCUUGCUUCCUUCUCUCCCCUUCCUCUCUUCCUUCCUUUUCCUCUUUCCCUUCCUCCCGCUGUUUUUGCCGCCACAUAACAAGGCGGAAGUGGGGGGGGGGGGUGAGUGAGUCGAAUAAGCGGAAUGUGCUUCUCUCUCUUCCUUCCGUUGACCCCGCCCAGAUUCUGAGGGAGGAAAGGGGGCGAGACGACCAAAAACCACAAAGCCUGGGCAGGAAGGAAGGAGAGAUACCGUUUUGCAAGGAAUAUCUCAGAGUCUCAACCCAUUCAGCAUAAUCUGUGCCACAAAAACAACGUUUCUGGAGUGGAACAACUACUUUCACAGUAAGGGCCGCACAAUUAAACAGGAACGAACACUUCUAUUGUUUUCAAAUGUCACAGAGUGCAAUUCAAGUCACACACAAAAGCAGAAAUUGGAGAAGGAGAGGUGUUGC